ACAUACAUUUAGUCCGUAGUGUUGUCGGGCAGCUCCCCUCGAGAACAUUCAUUCCUUCCUGUGCUCGCGCACGUCUGCCGUACAGAAAUGGCUCCUAACAACUCUACAGUGACAUUUGAGACACGUGCAGAUGGAGAGACAGAAAGAUUAAACUUUACGGCACAAAAAGAGCCGACAUUCGAAAACAUACUAGAGAAGAUAGACAGCCGAGGGAGAUUCCAAGUUCGUCUGAACCUUGUUUACGUUUGUCUUUCCGUACUGUUAUGCACCAUGCCUGGUCACAUGUUCGUUUUGGCAAUGGUGAUUCCAGACCACUGGUGCCACGUUCCUGGGAGACCUGAGAAUAUCAGCGUCGAGAAGUGGAAGGACAUGACAAUACCACCGGAUGGCAAGUCGUACAGUAAAUGUUUCAUGUACAAAGAUUUUGACAAGAGAAAUGAGACAGUUGGAUGCCAGGAUGGUUGGGAAUACGAUACGACGUGGUUUUCACUCACUAUACCAUCUCAAGAAAAUUGGGUGUGUGAGAAGAAGAUUAUAGUCAGCAAUACUCUCGCCACCGUCCAAGGGCUUUCUGUGCUCGUAGGUCUUGCCAUCUGCUACAUAGGUGACAGGUUUGGUCGCCGCAUGCAGUAUUUCGUGUCUCUUUCCCUGAUUGCUGUUUGCCGAACAUUGAGUGUACCAGCAGCAAAUAUUUAUCCCUUAUUCAUUCUGCUGUCUGUACUUGCAACUGCCGCGGAUAGUUCGACAACAGAAGCAACUACAGCCGUCGGGCUUGAGCUGACGGACAUCAUGUACCGGUCGAAUAUCAACUUCCAGUUCGCUUUAAUGAUGAGUGUGGGUUCAAUGCUGAGUCCCCUUAUCGCUUGGGCAUCUGGAAACUGGGUCACGUUUAUGCUGGCGUCAUCAGUUCCAUGUUUUCUUCUCUUCACCUGCCAAAGUUUCCUUCCUGAGUCACCCAGAUGGCUGCUUAACAAGGGACACACGAAAAAAGCGUUUUCUGUGAUACGCAAAAUCGCAGAAACUAACAAGAGACCUGUUCCAGAUGACACAUAUGAAGUCCUCAGCAGCAUGAGCAAACGCCACACUGCCAACAUGAGUGUGCUGAGCUUGGUCACAAACAGAAGUUUGUUCAAGAACACACUCAUUCUGGUUUUCGGCAGGAGUGUCUGCGUUCUGACUACAUGCAGCAUGAUGUUCAAUAUUGGAAACCUUGGUGGAAACCCAUUUUUGGCGUUCAUGGCUCAGGGAGCUGGCGACUUACCAGGAAAUCUAGCAGCACAUUUCUUGGGAAACAAAUUUGGGCGCAGGUUUACAGAAGCAUUCUCGUUAUUGGCAGCAACCUUGAUAUCCAUAUUUAUUAUCAUCGUUAUAACAGUAUCUGGACCUCACUGGAUUGUGACAACCGCAGCUGCGUUCCUCAAGUUCUUCUGCGUAAUGUCUCUCUUCACAAACGUACUGCAGAGUAUGGAGAUCCAUCCUACAUGUAUUAGACAGAUUGGUUCAGCUAUAGAGUGGGCUUUUGUCGCAGCAGUAAUAGGAAUCGCGCCGUAUAUUGUUUACUUGGGUACUGCAAUAGACCCUCGAUGCCUCUAUGGGGUUCUUGGACUACUUCUUGCCUCAGCGGCCAUUGUAACAUCAUUCCUGCCUGAAUCGUUGAAUGAGAGGUUACCUGAAACGCUGGAAGAUGCUACCAACUAUGGCGCCUGUCAGAAAUAUUGGAGUUUGCCUGGUAGAAGAAAAUGCUGAUAAAUAUUCACCAAUGACUUUAUAUUUAUUUAUUGAUCAAAAUGCUCUAUCCAACCCUUUAUUGGAUAUAAUAAAAACUUCAUUUAAACUAAA
Schistocerca gregaria is the source of this 1839-nucleotide messenger RNA. Its product is annotated as solute carrier family 22 member 7-like. The transcript has 9 exons. The record is from RefSeq and is a predicted model, not a curated record. Gene Ontology annotation, molecular function: transmembrane transporter activity. Gene Ontology annotation, biological process: transmembrane transport. The coding region runs from base 88 to 1746 and encodes 552 amino acids. Gene Ontology annotation, cellular component: membrane. Lineage: Eukaryota; Metazoa; Arthropoda; Insecta; Orthoptera; Acrididae.